AUGAAUCCUAUUCAAAUAUCAAAUAUGAGACAAAAAACAAGUAUACUUGAUAAGUCAAUUAGCAAAGGUAAAGGUGAAAUAAACAUGAACUGUUUUGCAUUGAUGUUUUCUGAACUGGUACAGUACUGUCAGGGGAAGGCACACACAGUUAAUGAGUUACAAAUGAGGUUGUCUGACUUAGGACAAGAAGUCGGUACCAAAUUGAUUGAUUUACAUUUCCUACGUGAAAAAAACAGCAAACGCGAGAUAAAAUUAUUGAAUAUGCUGUUGUUUAUUAAAUCUACAUUCUGGAAAAGUUUCUUUGGUCGUGAAGCUGACAAAUUGGAACAUUCAAAUGAUGAUGAUUCUACAUAUUAUAUAAUUGAAAAAGAACCAUUAGUAAAUAAAUUCAUUUCAGUUCCUAAGGAUAAAGGCAAUUUGAACUGUGCUGUAUUUGUUGGAGGCAUAAUUGAAGGAAUACUAAAUUCAUCUGGCUUUAAUGCUAAAGUCACUGCACAUUGGCACAAAGGUACUACUUACAUGGUAAAAUUUGAAGAUCACGUUAUAACAAGAGACAAACAAAUGGAUGAACGUUAA
Molecule: messenger RNA, 576 nt
Organism: Macrosiphum euphorbiae (potato aphid)
Lineage: Eukaryota; Metazoa; Arthropoda; Insecta; Hemiptera; Aphididae
Source: the annotation of a GenBank genome assembly